Molecule: messenger RNA, 1331 nt
Organism: Spea bombifrons (plains spadefoot toad)
Lineage: Eukaryota; Metazoa; Chordata; Amphibia; Anura; Pelobatidae
Gene: TMEM140
Product: transmembrane protein 140
Exons: 2
Coding region: 87-644 (185 amino acids)
Source: RefSeq, a predicted model, not a curated record
CCCGGUACAGCUGAUGUAGGUUCGGUUCGGUGGUGAUAUUUCGGACUCUCAUCGCAGGAUCUCCGGAAUAGGGUAAAACGUUAAAAAUGUUUGGAUUACGAAAGUUCUGCGAUGGUCACAGACUGGUGAAAAAUUUGACGACGAUUCUUCUCAGCGGAAUCUCCUGCUCGUUGAUCGUUUACUCUCUGAUUGUCCAAGCUGGUGACAUCAUCACUUCUGGUUGUAAGAAGAUUGGGUUUUAUAAUUACUGCUUUAACAAUGAAACCAGCGCUGGAUGUUACUGUAUCACCCAACUUAAGGACCUCCACGCGGUGGGUUUUCCAGCCUCAGAAGGGCUCCUGGUAGCUCUUGUCUUGACGUACUCUUCCCUGGUCACUUCUUUCGCAGGAUUCCUGGUUUUAGGGCUUGCUCAGUAUUUUCAUGACUGUACCCUGUGGAUGUUUGCGCUUGUGUGCCACGCUUUAGGCCUCACCAGUCUCUUCUUGGGUCUGAUCAUGAAGCUCAUCAUGAUGGGCAGGUUUCUGGAGCUUUCUCAGCUGAGCCAAGGUUUCUUGGCUUUGCUGUUGGCCAUCGCUGGCCUUUGCGUGCUCUGUUUAAUCAUGAGACAUUACGCUAGUUUGAAAAUGAAGAACUUGGAAAUCUAAGCAAAGACACCAGGAUGGAGAAGAAUGAUUUCUGACUGGCGAUACCAGCCGCUUCUCAUACGACACUCUGUGGCCGCGUGUAGAAUUGCGUGUGCGUGUUCCUGUAUUGGUAAUGUACCCAGGUAAUAGUGAUUAUAGGAUGAAACGAUUACUGUACAUGUAUUAGAAACACGACUUAUGUGUAUACCAUGGGAGCAGCUGUCUUAACGUCCGUUUCUCGGGAUCUCCAUUGUUAUUCCUCCUGACGCUAUCGCUCCCCUAUUGAUAAGUUGCUGAUAGUUGUGGUUUGGACCAGGCAGCCUUUGUAAGGUGGGGGGAGUGAUAACUACGCAACAAAACGUUAAUUAGAUAAUGCCAAUUGUGUCAUAUUUUCACACAGAUCUCCGCUUCUGUGAUUUACGUUUAAACCAAGUAUCACCGCCUGCCAAACUCCUUUUCCGCAAAGAACAAUGGCCUCCGUUCCUUGUCGACAGUUCCCAAAACUGCUAACCCUUUACUAUCCGAAGAGAAUCUUUACAUUGUGAAAUUACACUUUCAGGCCGGAGUCAUGUUCUUAGAAAAAAUUUAGAAAAAAUGGUUAUUUGGGUUUUCUUAAUUAUUUCAGAAUUGACUCUACAGAAUGCUAUAAAACGGCAUUUAUUUAACUGGAGCAACUGAAUUAAACUUAAAAAAGAAAGGUUAACAGAA